AGGAGUCCCUGCAGCAUGUCGGCGCCAGCCUGGGCAAGCACGCCCCAGUGGACUGCCUCCUGGGGUUCAGCCAGGGCGCGGCGCUCGCCGCGCUGUGCCUGCGGAUGCUCGGCGCCGCGCCGGCUGCGGCCGUGCUGGUGUCAGGAUUCCGGCCGCGGGACUCGCGCUUGGCGGUGCGGCUGGCGGCGGGGCCUUGGCAGGCGUCGCCAAUCCGCACGCUUCACGUCAUCGGCCGGCGGGACCCCAUCGUGGCGCCAGCCGAGAGUUUGGCGUUGCGCGAGCUGCUGCAGGGCGCUGGCCCAGCGGUCGUGUGCGAGCACAGAGGCGGACAUGGCGGGUGGCGCCGCGACGAGGAGGCCGCGGGGCAGGCAGGAGCCCUCUGGCGCCCUCUGGCGCCCAUGGAGGGGCGCCCGGCGGGCCCGACGCCGCCGCGCGGGGCGGAGCUGCGGCGCACGAUCGCGGAGCAGCUGGGCGUGCUCGAGGACCUCGUGCUCGGCGCGCGGCCGUCCCGCGGAGCCCCCGGGCCUGCCGCGCUCCAGCGCCGCCCACGCACCGCGCCGUGCCCGCGCUGCGCGCACGUGGACAUCCCGGCGGCGGUAGCCGUGCACCAGGACGGGAGGCCCCGGGCGCGCGGUGCGCGGCGGCCAGGGGCCACCGACGGCGUGGGGCGCGGCCCCCGUGGCCGGCCCGGG
Messenger RNA from Prorocentrum cordatum, 692 nucleotides. The record is from the annotation of a GenBank genome assembly. NCBI's taxonomy places the organism in Eukaryota, Dinophyceae, Prorocentrales, Prorocentraceae.